UGGAUCUCCCUGAUCCAUUAUCUACCGGGUGCCAUCAGUUUAUUUGAGCAACUGGACAAAAAACUCGUUGUGGUUCUUCGUGAUGGAAGGAAGUUGAUCGGAUAUCUAAAGUCCAUAGAUCAAUUCGCUAAUCUGAUACUCGAAGAUGUGGUGGAACGCACUUUUGUUGACAAGUAUUACUGUGACAUUAAUCAAGGAUUUCUUUUGAUACGUGGGGAAAACGUCGAAAUCGCUGGAGAGAUCGACGAGUCCAGUCCCAUUCCAAUGAUUCACCAACAGGAAGAGUUGGUGCUAGAUACUGGCAUAUUCUUCUGUCUUUUUACUCGUAAGAUUUCUCAUUUGGUGGCCAUGGCUCCAACACAGAAGUUAUACAACGUCGUUUUCGUAUUGGGACCGCCAGGCUCAGGAAAAGGAACUCAGUGUAUAAAAAUCCAUGAAAACCUUGGCUUUAUGCACUUGUCAGCAGGAGAUCUACUGCGUGCUGAACGGCAACGACAAGGUUCUCAAUUUGGUCAACUAAUCGAGCACCACAUAACGAAUGGAACCAUUGUGCCUGUGGAAAUCACCUGCAAACUAUUAGAAAAUGCAAUGGAUGCUGCAGGUGAUGCUAGGGGGUUCCUCGUGGAUGGUUUCCCUCGUAAUCAGGACAACUUGGAAGGAUGGGAGCAACAAAUGAAAGGCAAGGUAUCUGUGGAAGAGAUCCAGAAGAUUGAAGAGAGUUUGGCUGCAUCAAAUUCGAAGCCCGGUGGCAUGAAUUCUCACAGCAGGCCUAAAGAUGAGGCUGAUGAUGGUUUU
This is a messenger RNA of Ostertagia ostertagi, 795 nucleotides long. The record is from the annotation of a GenBank genome assembly. NCBI's taxonomy places the organism in Eukaryota, Metazoa, Nematoda, Chromadorea, Rhabditida, Trichostrongylidae.